AUGCCUGUCCCUACCACUCUUUCACACAAACACCACGACGAAAUCGAGGAUCAAGGUUUCACCGUUGUUCGCAACUUUUUAACGCAUCAAGAAAUUGACAGAUACACUAAAGCCAGUGAAGAUUUAGUCGACUAUGCACGUGCUGGAAAUUGGCCCAAUGUAAGAACCAGAGGCAAGCAAUUCCCACCCUGGCCCAAGAAUUUCAGCCCUGAUAUCUGGGGAAUUUCCGGUUUACUUCAUCCUGACUUGGGUGAAUUAUCGUAUCCAUUCCAUGAUCUUUAUGCCAACGACAAGAUUUUGACUUUGGUUUCGGAUAUUUUGCAAAUUGAAAAACUGGAAAUAUCAAUGGAGUUGUUGAAUAUGUUGAUUAAUCCAUUGACUGAUUUCGAGUUGGAUUGGCAUCGUGAUACAAUCAAACCGGACGUUACACCUGAGGAGGAAGCGAAGGAGUUGUUGGAGUACCCUUUCGCUGGCGCUCAAUUUAAUUUGGCAUUGACUAAUGAUGAUUGUCUUAUUGCAGUUCCUGGAUCUCACAAGAGAGUGCGUACACAAGAGGAAAGAGACAAGACUGUUGAUGAAUCGAGAAGACAGGAGUUUAUCUCUGGUCAAGUUACUGUCAAUUUGAAACCUGGAGAUAUUGUGUUUUAUAACAACAAUAUCUUGCAUCGUGCUGCGUAUUCGUCAAAGAAUAAGAGAUUGACUUUACAUGGAUCCUAUGGGAAUGUUGAAUAUGGCAAAGCUAGAGCCAAGGGAGUUUUGCAGCAUGGUGUAGCUGAAUGGUUGCCUCGUUUACAGCCAAAGAACCUGGACUUGGCAAUGUUGAAACUGAAGUUGGUUGAUUUGGCAAGAGAGUUUGAAGGUGUGAAUAUGGGAUACGCUUUGGAUGGAUAA
Lodderomyces theae is the source of this 891-nucleotide messenger RNA. RefSeq lists its product as uncharacterized. Bases 1 to 891 code for a protein of 296 amino acids. Lineage: Eukaryota; Fungi; Ascomycota; Pichiomycetes; Serinales; Debaryomycetaceae. The transcript has a single exon. The record is from RefSeq and is a predicted model, not a curated record.